Messenger RNA from Helianthus annuus (common sunflower), 4702 nucleotides. Its product is annotated as disease resistance protein RPV1. Gene Ontology annotation, molecular function: protein binding; ADP binding. The record is from RefSeq and is a predicted model, not a curated record. Bases 1087 to 4518 code for a protein of 1143 amino acids. The transcript is spliced from 6 exons. Lineage: Eukaryota; Viridiplantae; Streptophyta; Magnoliopsida; Asterales; Asteraceae. Gene Ontology annotation, biological process: defense response; signal transduction.
UUUUUUUUUUUUUUUUUUUUUUUUUUUUUUUUUUUUUUUUUUUUUCAAAUUAUGGACCUCUUUUCGUUUCCGGGACUAAUAACCGAGACCAAACAGGACAUAUCCCAUCCUGAUUUAUAAUUGUCACUUGACCAUUACAUAUGGCCUAGCCAACUUUUAAAAAAUAAAACAGAAUUACAAAAACAAAGUAGAUACAAAUACACAGGAAAAAAAGUGGUUCGUGUAUACAUUUUAAGAUAUCUUUAAUAAUGCAUAAAUUAGAAACAGAUAAUUUCAUGUACAAACUAAAAAACUUUACAUUAACUUAGUGCUAGCUGGAAUUCUUGCAAGAAUUCAAUUGGUAUCUGCUUGGUUCAUUACACUAUCAAUACAUAUGGCGUAUUUGGCCGAUUUUUACAUACUCGUUACAAAAUUUCUCCUAAUAUAUGCAAAACAUGCCUAGUGCACUCAUUUUUAUAUUAAACUUUAAUUACAAAUGAUACAAAAAGAAAAAAAGUGAUUGAGGCAACUCGGUUUUACACAUCAAAAGGUAAAUAAACACAUUGUAACGAUAAUUAUGACAAAAAGUAUGUUUUAGUUUAAAAAAUCGUAAUUUAAAAUUGUGUAAAACCGUGACCUUUCCAAGUUUAUUACGAAUUGUUAAAAUAUGGUAAUAUUUGCUUAAAAACAAAUUAAAAAGUCGUAAUUUAAUAUAACUAUUUACAUAAAAAUGAUUAUCUGUUAAUUUAAUUUAAUUUAAUUAAAAGUAAAGUAACCCAACCUUAUUAUUUGUUGCUUUGGAAUCUUGGUGGGGUGCAUAAAAGUGAAAAAGGAAGACUAGUGGCUCCAAGCAAAGAUUGAAACCGCGUGUGAUAAUAAUCAUCGGUCAAUAAAGAAGAUAUUGCGGAAGUUGCGGCAUGAUUUCCUGGUAAUAAACUAAAGAGAAGAGCAGUAAUAAUUGGAUCAAAACUUAUCACCCUCAACAUCUUUGACCUCAACAUACUUGAAACUCACAAACAAAGGGAAGGUCUCUGGUCUGAGUAUCUGGGUGCUGUUUCUUUUGAGCAACUAUAUAUUUUAAGUCAUCUUCGACAAAACAUACCUCCAAUGGCGUCGUCUUCUUCAACAUCAUCAAUUAAUAAGAGCUAUCAGUAUGAUGUGUUUUUGAGUUUCCGUGGUGAAGACACGCGUAAGAACUUUGUGGAUCACCUUUAUGAGGCUCUUCACCGACACGGUAUUCACACUUUCAAGGACGACGAGAGACUCAAACAAGGAGAAGGCAUCAAUAACCAGCUUUUGAAAGCUAUUGAAGAGUCAAAGUUGUUCAUCAUAGUUUUCUCAAAGAAAUAUGCAUCUUCGUCUUGGUGCUUAAAUGAACUUGUAAAGAUUAUGGAAUGCCAAAAGUCGAACGACCAGAUUGCUUACCCUGUUUUUUAUGAUGUGGUUCCCUCUGAAGUUCGCAAACAACAUGGGCCGGUUGGAGAAGCCCUUGCCAAACAUACAAAUAAAGACAUUAGGAAAUGGAGAGAAGCUCUGACAGAAGCAGCCAAUCUGUCUGGGUGGGAUUUAGAGAAAACUGCUGAUGGGCACGAGGCCAAAGUCAUCAAGUUAAUUGUUCAGCAUAUUUCACUUGAGUUGCGGUCAAUCAAUGUGAACCUUGAUGAUAAAUUAGUAGGCAUGGAACCCCGGCUACAGGACCUUGAGGAGUCUUUAGAUAUAGCGUCCAACGAGGUUCGCAUGAUAGGGAUCAAGGGGAUGGGAGGUGCUGGUAAGACCACACUAGCCAGAGCGGUGUUUGAUAGAAUAUCGGUUCACUUUGAAGCUAAAUGCUUUGUUGAGAAUGUCAGAGAAGUUUCAAAGGCGUCAUUGUCCGGUUUGUUGUCAUUGCAACAAAAGAUCCUUUCAGAACUGCUAAAUGGUCAAGGAAACAACGUAAGUAGUGUUCAUGACGGGACAAACAUGAUGAAAACAAAGCUGCGUGGUACAAAAGUUCUUGUGGUAUUUGAUGAUGUGGAUCAUCAAGAGCAGCUUGAUGCAUUAGCUGGUGAUCUUAAUUGGUUCAAGCCUGGAAGUAGAAUUAUCAUUACAACAAGAGAUCAGCAAGUGUUGAUACCACAUAUAGUGAAAUGGAUUCAUGAUGUCACUCUAUUAUCAGAUGAGGAAGCGAUUGGCCUCUUUUGUAAGCACGCAUUUGGGAAAGAUCUUCCAAUUCAAGAGUAUGAAAAGGAAUCACUACAAGUUGUACGAUAUGCUGCUGGCCUUCCCUUAACAAACAAAGUUUUGGGUUCAUUUUUGUGUGGUAAAGACAAGGAUGAAUGGAAAGACGCAUUAGAAAGACUCAAAAGAAUUCCGUUGAAAGAGACUCUUGACAAAUUGGAAUUAAGCUAUGAAAGUUUGGAGGAUGAUUACAAGGAAAUAUUCCUAGAUGCUGCAUGCAUAUUGAAGGGGUGGGAGAAAAACAAAGUAAUAAGUAUGCUUGAAAGUUGUGGAUUUCAAGCUAGAAUUGGUUUAAGAGUUCUUGAGCAGAGAUCUCUAGUAACUUUUCAUGAUUAUGGUAAUGGCCCUCGCUUGAGCAUGCAUGACCAUAUUGAAGAAAUGGGCAAGAAUAUCGUACGUCGUUUGCACCCAGAUGAGCCCAACAAACAUAGCAGAUUAUGGAUUCAGGGAGAAAUUGAAAAUGUAUUGGAUACUGACUUGGGUUCUGAAUCGACAAGGUGUAUACGUCUAGAGCUCACCCCUAAUAUUGUUUUGGAAAGUCUUGGAAACAUGAAGAAUCUACGAUGCCUUAUUGUAGAUGAUCCUAACGAUUGUGAUGACGUUGUGAAGAUUGAUGAAGUCAGUCAAUACUUCCCAAAUGCAUUACGAUACUUGACGUGGCAUGGUUACCCUCAUUGGUGUUUACCCAAAACCUUUCAAGCAAAUAAUCUUGUUGAGCUUCACAUGUCUGACAGCAGAAUCGAACAACUUUGGGUGGGGGGAAAGGUUCUUAAGAAGCUCAAAUCCAUUACACUCUCCCACUCAAACUUGAAGACCCUUGACCUUGGGUUGACUCCGAAUCUUGUGAGGCUAGAUCUUCGACAUUGUGAUGAUUUGGUAGAACUUCAUGUGCCAGUUGGAUGUUUAAAAAGGCUUACGUACCUAAACCUUUGGGAUUGUAAGAGGUUGAAAUCUGUUUUGUUUAUCAAGGAUUUGGAAUCACUUGAGUUUCUUAAUGUAAGUGGCUUACAUCUAAAGGAGUUCCAGAAUAUAAUCCUGUGCCACUCCAACAGUAAUCUGCAACAGCUUGAUUUCAGUGGCAAUGAUGUAGAAAACCUACCUUCAUCAAUUGGAAAUCUUCAUAAGCUUGUUUAUCUAUCAUUCAGUUGGUGCGAAAAACUCAAAAGUCUUCCGGGAAGCAUUUGUAGUUUACAACAUUUAAGAGUUCUUAAGCUUAGAUUUUGUGGCAUAGAGGAAUUGCCUGAGGACAUUGGCCAGUUGGAGUGUUUAGAAGAGCUAGAUUUAAGACGUUCAAAAAUUAAACAUCUCCCGGAUAGCAUUUGUAAGUUGAAACAUCUUAAAACUCUCAUUCUACAAGGUUGUAAAGUUUGUAAGUUACCCGAGAAUUUUGGUCAAAUAGAUUCAUUGAAUAGACUAGGUCUAACAUCAACCAAGAUAAGAGAUAUUCCACCCAGCAUCUGUAAGCUAAAGCAUCUCAAAGUGCUUGACCUUUCUAAUUGUUCUGAACUUGAGAAAUUACCAGAGAACCUAGGAGAUUUAGAAAGUUUGAAUAGACUAGAUCUAACAUCAACCAAGAUAAGAGAUGUUCCAUCCAGCAUCUGUAAGCUAAAGCAUCUCAAAUUUCUUAACCUUUCUUAUUGUUCAGGACUUGAGAAACUACCAGAGAACCUAGGAGAUUUAGAAAGUUUGAAUGCACUAACUGUACCAUCAACCAAGAUAAGAGAUGUUCCACCCAGCAUUUGUAAGUUAAAACAUCUCAAUUAUCUUUACCUUUUUGGAUGUUCUGAACUUGAGAAAUUACCAGAGAACCUAGGAGAUUUAGAAAGUUUGAAGACACUAGAUCUAACAUCAACCAAGAUAAGAGAUAUUCCACCCAGCAUCUGUAAGCUAAAGCAUCUCAAAUAUCUUGACCUUUCUUAUUGUUCUGAACUUGAGAAAUUACCAGAGAACCUAGGAGAUUUAGAAAGUUUGAAGACACUAGUUCUAACAUCAACCAAGAUAAGAGAUGUUCCAUCCAGCAUCUGUAAGCUAAAGCAUCUCAAUUAUCUUAACCUUUCUAAAUGUUCUGGACUUGGGAAACUACCAGAGAACCUAGGAGAUUUAGAAAGUUUGAAAAAACUAGAUCUAACAGAUACUCCUAUAAGUCAUCUUCCCGAUAACAUUUCUUUGUUGAAAGAUAUUUAUAUUAGAGGAUACGAAAGAAGAAUUGAUCCAGAUGCAAUUCUAUUUCAAGAACAACAACAUAUUACAUUUGCUCCCAAAAGGAGAAGGGCCACUACUGAAGCAACAACAAGCGAUGCAGGUGACAAGGUUAAAGAAUGAAAGAUGGAGGAUCACUAAUGAGACUUUGUGAAAGGCUAGAGCGGGGAACAAGUGGAAGCUGGAGGGGCAUAUUGAAACUAGUCUUAAAUCCGUGUUAAAAACAUAUAACAAUCAUUCUACUGUUGACAUUUGUAGUGAUUUGCAACCAGUUUUGGAAACGAUUUGAAGGAUGAACUAAACAAAG